AUGGAUGAAGGUAGGAACAGUACCAAGCUCGAUAUCGAAGGCGUCAGACAGCAGUCCGCCGCUAACGAAGCACUCCGUGCAGAGGGUGAGCUGAAAGAAAGCUAUAAGAAGAUCUGCGAGCCAGACGUUAAUAGAAACGGAUUAGACGGUUCGAGCAAGAGUGACCACCAGCAGCAGCAGCUAGCGGCUACCAGCGAAGGCCACGGGAUGCCACGCGAAAACGGAACCGGAGCGAAGGAUGGCGAGGAAGAGCGGAUGCUGAACGGUGGCGGUGCCGAUGCCGCCAUCGUACGCAGCGAUGCUGAGCCCACGGAGAAGGAUCGACUGGCCCAGAAAGAGGUGGAGGUGAAGUUCAUCUCGUCGAAAAAUGGGGACGCUCGUAUUGACAUGGAGCUGGAGAAUCAGCAAACGUUCACCGGGAUGACCAAGGAGGAGCUGAUGAAAUACGCGAACGACCCGUUCUGGGUGCGCCUUCGCUGGCUGCUGUUCGUUUUGUUCUGGGCGCUCUGGGUGGCGAUGCUGCUCGGUUCGUUCUACAUCAUCUACGAUGCGCCCAAGUGUGCUGCCCCCGUGCCGCUUUCCUGGUGGCAGGAGGGUCCUCUGAUGGAGCUGACCGGUGGCGAACGCUACGACGAGCAACUGCAGCAAGCUCAACGUUACGGUGCCAAGGGUGUGAUCUACGAGCUUCCGGCGGACCAAACAUACUUUGUGGACACGCCUGCCGUCCAGGAGCAGCUGAAAAAGCUGGUCGCCGAUUUCGGGUCCAAAAACAUAAAGGUGGCCGUUGACAUCACGCCGAACUUUGUCACCAAGAACGAUUCGCUGUUCCAAACUGCGCUGGGGCAGAAGGAUGGCCCAGAGUACCGUGCCUUCGUAUGGAGAGAUACGAGCAAACAACCUCCAACAAGCUGGCUGUCCGUUGUCGAUGACAAGAGCGCUUGGGAAACCGCCAGUAACGGGAUGUACGUUCUGUCGCAGUUUGGUCCCGACCGGUACGAUCUGAAUUUCGAAGCACAAUCCGCGCGCGACCGGCUCAAGAACACUCUCAAGCAGUUGCUUGAGCUUGGAGUGCGAGGAGUUCGGCUGAACAACGCGAAGCAUCUGCUCAUCAAUGCCGACGGUGAAGAAGAGACAAUCAUGAACCCGGUCGAUGUUGACAAGACAAAGACCGUGAAUCAGUACGGCUUCUAUACGCACCGGGAAACGACGUACCGCGACGGGCUCGGGAGCUUGUUCCACGAGCUGUCCACGUUCGUGCACGAGCAGACGGACGGCGAGGCGUUCCUCUCCGUCACCGAGUAUCUCCAUCGACUGGAGGUAUUCACCGUCAAUGGCACACUGCCGAUUGAUGCUCCGCUAUACGGCAACAUCGAGUUCGACCUGCGAGACACCGUAGCUGGCCCGAACGCUACCAGAAAGCUGCGCAAGGACAUCGAAAGCGCAUACCGCACGGUCAGCAACAAUCAGCCGGCCAGUGACAAGUCUUGGCUCCAGCUGCGCUACAACAGCACCUCGCUGAACGCGUCGGAGUGGGCCGUGUUCCACUUUUUACUUCCUGGUGUGCCCGUCUUCCCGGUUGAUGCGCUGAGCAAUGUGUCGCACGAGAGCGUCGAGCUGCUGGAGAAAUUCCGUACCACACCUUCCUUCCAGCAUGGGCUGUUCAACGUUUACAAUGACGCGAACGCCACCGCCAUCGCCUACACUCGGCUAAAGUCAGGUAAUCCGGGAUAUUUUGUGGUACUCAACCUCGCCCAGGGUGACCAGGAAACGAAGGCCGACUUCAGUGCCAUCGAAGGCAUCAGCAGUGAGCUGACCGUCGUUCUGACCAGUCAGAACUACGCCGUUCCGAACGUUGGUGUCAAAUCGAAAGUACCCGUCGAUGCCGUACCGCUGUCACCAAUGUCCGCACUCAUUGCCACCUAUGUACCAACCAAGUGAGCUGGUAUUAAAAGGACACGGCUUCAGCAGCCCCCGCCUGGGCUCCAAUAAUGAAAUACGCAACAAAUAAUGUGUGUACUAAAUGUUACUGCCCCUUCAAUUCUACUCCCAUCGACCCACAAACCUGCGUCCUAAAGGUUUGCCGCUGCGCUUCGUUUGUGCAUUGCGGUGGCCGCAUCCCCAGAAGCACAGCAUAUGAUGGGCGCUGUUGAGUAGAAUCGCUUCAAUAAAAUUCUUCAAAUGCA
Molecule: messenger RNA, 2183 nt
Organism: Anopheles coustani
Lineage: Eukaryota; Metazoa; Arthropoda; Insecta; Diptera; Culicidae
Gene: CD98hc
Exons: 6
Coding region: 1-1938 (645 amino acids)
Biological process (GO): carbohydrate metabolic process; amino acid transport
Source: RefSeq, a predicted model, not a curated record